Cyprinodon tularosa is the source of this 651-nucleotide messenger RNA. RefSeq names its product histone H2A-like. NCBI's taxonomy places the organism in Eukaryota, Metazoa, Chordata, Actinopteri, Cyprinodontiformes, Cyprinodontidae. Gene Ontology annotation, molecular function: DNA binding; structural constituent of chromatin; protein heterodimerization activity. Bases 77 to 463 code for a protein of 128 amino acids. The record is from RefSeq and is a predicted model, not a curated record. Gene Ontology annotation, cellular component: nucleosome. The transcript has a single exon.
GCAGGGAUAUAAAGAAGCUAGGCGUUCCUGCUGGAGCAUUUUUCUAGUAGCGUCUCUCUAGAAAGCAUCUGUAACAAUGAGCGGCCGCGGAAAGACCGGAGGAAAAGCCAGAGCUAAGGCCAAGAGCCGCUCCUCCAGAGCCGGGCUCCAGUUCCCAGUGGGCCGUGUUCACAGGCUGCUGCGCAAAGGCAACUAUGGGGAGAGAGUCGGUGCCGGAGCCCCCGUCUACCUGGCUGCUGUGCUGGAGUAUCUGACCGCUGAGAUCCUGGAGCUGGCUGGAAACGCUGCCCGCGACAACAAGAAGACCCGCAUCAUCCCCCGUCACCUGCAGCUGGCUGUCCGCAACGACGAGGAGCUCAACAAGCUGCUGGGCGGAGUCACCAUCGCUCAGGGCGGCGUGCUGCCCAACAUCCAGGCGGUGCUGCUGCCCAAGAAGACCGAGAAGGCCGCUAAGGCCAAGUAAAGCCACCGCUGCUGCUGCUGGACACAGCCCCACAACGGCUCUUUUAAGAGCCACACACUCCGCUUUAAGAGCUGAAACUCUCCAUGCUGCCUUCAUCAAUACAUUACUGUUUAAUCUGAGAGACAAAAAUGCACUUUUAUAGCAUAUGACGGUAAAUCGGCGGGCUUAAAGGAGAGUACUGUAAAAAA